AUGAACCCACUGAAAUGCGCCUUUGGAAUGUCUACCAGGAAAUUUCUAAGAUUUCUGGUCCAUAGUAGAGGGAUAGAUGUGGAUCCAGCCAAGGCAAUGGCAAUAGCAACCAAGAAGCCAUCAACCACAGUCAAGGAGUUGAAAAAUUUCCUGGGCAAAGUCUCCUACAUCAAGAGGUUUAUCCCUAGUUUAGCAUCAAUCACUUCAGCUUUUACGAAGUUACUAAAGAAAGGACAAGACUUUGAGUGGGGCAGAAACAAAGCAGAUAGUUUUCCAAAAGCUAUAGGAGAUUAUGAUGAACCUCCCCACAGUGCAAACCUCAAUCCGCAGGAAAUUGUUGCUGCUUUACCUAGCCUCAAGCUCGUCUGCCAUUUGGGCUUUGAUAGCCUAGGAGGACGAAGGCGGCAUUGA
This is a messenger RNA of Quercus lobata, 411 nucleotides long. RefSeq lists its product as uncharacterized. The record is from RefSeq and is a predicted model, not a curated record. Lineage: Eukaryota; Viridiplantae; Streptophyta; Magnoliopsida; Fagales; Fagaceae. The coding region runs from base 1 to 411 and encodes 136 amino acids. The transcript has a single exon.